CCCCGACGCGGAAAUUAGCCUUCCCGCCUGGGCUCGGGCGGGCGCCCGUGGACCUUCAGCGCCGUCCACCACCGCUCGGCCCGCCCCGGCGCUGGGGGCCGGGUACCCGGGCGGCGUGGGGCUAGGCUCUCUGAUUCAUUCAUUCUCCGCCGACGGGAGCCUCGGACCUGCUGUGCUCGGGCGAGGAGGGAAGAGUGGGCAGCCGCGAAUGAAGGGCCGGGCGGAAGCCGGGCUCCAUUGUGCUCGGCGGCGGGGGGCGGGAAGGGGCUGAGGGAGGUGGGAUCGGCCCCCUCCCCCUGCUCUCCGGCACCCGCUGCGCCCCCAGCCUGCUGCCAGCCUGGAAAUGGCUCCGUUUAUUCUCGGGAGAAUGAAUCGAUCCUGCCCAGCCUUCUCUGCCUCCUCCCCGCCUCUUCUCGGCUCCGAGUCUUAGGAGGGAGAAAAAAAAUAUAUAAAAGACAGAUUCCAAUGUGGAGUGUUGUGCACGUCGCGAGCUGCCGGGUUUGCACCUCGAGGAGAUUUUUCUAUAUAGCCUUUUUCUAAUGUGAGUGCAGGGAAGCAGUGGCAUUGCUGCUUUUAGGAUUUUUAUUUUCUCGUAGGGCUCUCUCUAAAGUGCACGUCGCAUUGGGUUGCACGCUCCACCCCCCGGGACCUGGGGUGGUGGAGAAAUUUGAACCCGCAGCCUUAGUAGCACCGAAAAGACCGAGUUACCUGCCUCUCCGAGAGUGGCGGAGGACCUGAGCGAAAUGACCACCCAAGUCAUUUUUCCUAGGACUCUGUGAAGCUGGAUUCUGCGUUUUCCAACACGUAGACUCAUUUUGUGGAAUAGAGUUGACCGCUGUCUCCUCCGCGCAGCAUUUUAACUCUAAUAAGCAAAUGCCACCUCUGUGUGAACGUUUUGGUAUUUCUGAGAGAGAAAUCAUUUUAUACAAGGGAACUAAUUGAAUUGUCAGCAUUACUGAAAUACCUCCAGAAAAGGACCUCGGGGGGUGGAAAAGCAACUGCGAAAUAGCAGACGGAGAAAUUCCUCUGGAAGUUAUUCCGUAGCCUAAGAGCAGAAACUUCAGAGCAAGUUUUCAUUGGGCAAAAUGGGGGAACAACCCAUCUUCAGCACUCGUGCUCAUGUCUUCCAGAUUGACCCAAACACAAAGAAGAACUGGGUACCCACCAGCAAGCACGCAGUUACUGUGUCUUAUUUCUAUGACAGCACAAGAAAUGUCUAUAGGAUAAUCAGUUUAGAUGGCUCAAAGGCAAUAAUUAAUAGCACCAUCACCCCAAACAUGACAUUUACGAAAACAUCUCAGAAGUUUGGCCAGUGGGCCGAUAGCCGGGCAAACACUGUUUAUGGACUGGGAUUCUCUUCUGAGCAUCAUCUUUCAAAAUUUGCAGAAAAGUUUCAGGAAUUUAAAGAAGCUGCUCGACUAGCAAAGGAGAAAUCACAAGAAAAGAUGGAACUUACCAGUACACCUUCACAGGAAUCAGCAGGCGGGGAUCUCCAGUCUCCUUUAACACCAGAAAGUAUCAAUGGGACUGAUGACGAAAGAACACCUGAUGUCACCCAGAACUCAGAGUCAAGGGCUGAACCGACUCAGAAUGCAUUGCCAUUUUCACAUAGUUCAGCAAUCAGCAAACAUUGGGAGGCUGAACUGGCUACCCUCAAAGGAAAUAAUGCCAAACUCACUGCAGCCCUGUUGGAGUCUACUGCCAAUGUGAAACAAUGGAAACAGCAACUUGCUGCAUAUCAAGAGGAAGCAGAACGUCUGCACAAGCGGGUGACUGAGCUUGAAUGUGUUAGUAGUCAAGCAAAUGCAGUGCAUACCCAUAAGACAGAAUUAAAUCAGACAAUACAAGAACUGGAAGAAACACUGAAAGAAAAGGAAGAGGAAAUAGAAAGAUUAAAACAAGAAAUUGAUAAUGCCAGAGAACUCCAAGAACAGAGGGACUCUCUGACUCAGAAACUGCAGGAAGUAGAAAUUCGGAACAAAGACCUGGAGGGACAACUGUCUGACUUAGAGCAACGUCUGGAGAAAAGUCAGAGCGAACAAGAAGCUUUUCGUAAUAACCUGAAGACGCUCUUAGACAUUCUCGAUGGGAAAAUAUUUGAACUAACAGAGUUACGAGAUAACUUGGCCAAGCUUCUAGAAUGCAGCUAAGGAAAGUGAAAUUUCAGUGCCAAUUGAUUAAAAAAUACACUGUCUCCCUUCAUAGGACUGUUUGGGCUCUGCAUCAAGAUUGCACAAAAAAUUUAAAUAUCACUCCUCCGGGAGGAGGAUUUUUUUGAAAAUUGGAAUUGUAUAUUUCAGUGUAAAUUUUAGAAUCCAGCUUUUAGCUAGUUGGGGAAAAAAGAGAUGAAACACUUGAACUACAAAUUACCUCCAUGUAUAUUAUUGGCCAUAGUUAACUAGAAAAUUAUAAAUAGACACUUAAUGCAAUCCUUUUCUUCUUUUUCCUGAUAUUAGCCAAUGGGAGAAUUAACAAUGUCUGGGUCACAUCCCCCUUUUGUGUUCAACACAGUGAAGGCUAUCUGCUUUUUAACUUAAUUUAUUUAUGAUAUCUAAAGCUGUGUUUUGUGCAAAAAAACUUAGUGACGAAAGCCCUGUCUUUUGUUAUAAUCUGAAUAAUUUCUCAGGAUAUUUUUGCACUGUUGAGAAGCAGUGUCAUUACCAGUUAAUUCUUGCCAGGAGUGAGAGAGAGCUGCAUCUUUAAUUGAAACAUGCUUGCUGUGACGGGGUGUAUAGAGCUCUUCCCCUUUUUUACGCGGGAAGAUAUUUCACUCUGGUGACCACUCUGCUACACUCUGGUGUUCUCUAACCUUGUCACUGUAUAGUUUACUUUUCCAUAUUGAUUCCAUGUAUUUAUGAGAAGAUACUGUCUCCCAUUUUAUUACACAUUUUAAAGCCAACUAAUGAAGGCAGCUGAGUCCCUCAGAAAUUUUUCUUUUUAAAUUUCUAAUAAAUUUGACACAGUACUGAAAUGCAGCAGCCCGUCACUGACGGUCUGGUCUAGCAAUGUUAAGUAUAUUUACAGAAUAUGCAGUUACCUUUAUUUAUAUAUUUUGCAAGAAAUCUUUUCUGAAUGAUCAACGCAUUUCAAUUUACAAAUAAUUAUGGUUAUUGGGGAACUGUUUAUUAUAGAUCAUUUUCAGGUGUAUAGCUAUUUUAAAGGGAUCCAUUUCCAUCAAACAGCUGACCAGAGGACGAUUGGGAUUGAGCCGUGUACUCUGUCUGGAUCUUCACGCCAACCAUCUCUCUAGUCAAACCUCACAAGGCAACAUUCUGAACUGUUAACUGGGCAUUUCAACACAGGAAUUCAAUUCAAUAGGCUCUUCUCAGUGAACAGGUUUUAAUGUUGUUUUGAUGUAAUUUUAAAAGACUUUUAGCGAAGAUGCAUUUCUUUAUAUAUUUCUUUUAAGAAGCUAUUUUAAAAGUAAGGCACGUGCUGUUUAGUCUGCAUAUGGAGUAGGAGUUGCAUCAGAGUCCAUGUAUUCUCGCUGUACAAUGCCUGCGAUGUUGAGGAGGGUUCUUUUUUAAAGUGUUUGCUUGGGAAUCUGACUCUGAGGAGUCUACAAAGUGCACUGACUUUUGGUUUGUACCCCCAAAGGAUUGAAUUGUUAAGAACAAAAUUGAGCUAAUUAAUCAAUUUGUAACCAUUUUUUCACUCACAAACAGCUACUCAGCAUAGGCAAUUUUGUUUUAUAUAUGUAUGUGUAUGUAUGCAAAUACAUACAUAUUAAUUUAUAUUAGAGUGAAAAAUAAAUGGUUUGUUUCUAAAGUUAGUUUCUAAAGUGAGUUUUCAGAUGUCUCUGAAAAGUUUUUAUCAGACACUUAAUCAUCAUGUAUUACAUGUGCUAUGACAUCAUGUGAGUUACCUCCAUCUAUUUUAGGGUAUUUUCCUCACCUAUGUAUUACAGGGAAGGUAAUGUAGGUACACAAGCUCAGAGCUGAGAUAUUUCUCUGACAAAUCAGGUAAUAAAAUUUUAUUUAAUUGAUAGAAUUUUGAAGUAGAUGUGAUUUUAUCUAUCAGUUUCUGAGUAACAAAGAGCACCAGAUUUUGAUUUAAAUAGGGGAUUUAACUCUAGGGAUCAGGGAAUGUAGAUAUGAAGAGUUAAAAAUAAAUAAACAGUGUAAGCUGUUGAAAUGGUAAGUGAAUUAUUUUAAUGAUGUAAUAAGAUAUUUUUAAAUUUUGA
This is a messenger RNA of Myotis lucifugus (little brown bat), 4183 nucleotides long. RefSeq names its product homer scaffolding protein 1 (gene HOMER1). Gene Ontology annotation, cellular component: plasma membrane; dendrite; postsynaptic density. The coding region runs from base 1086 to 2150 and encodes 354 amino acids. The transcript has 9 exons. The record is from RefSeq and is a predicted model, not a curated record. Lineage: Eukaryota; Metazoa; Chordata; Mammalia; Chiroptera; Vespertilionidae. Gene Ontology annotation, molecular function: G protein-coupled glutamate receptor binding. Gene Ontology annotation, biological process: G protein-coupled glutamate receptor signaling pathway; regulation of store-operated calcium entry.